AGUGACAGUCCCGCUCCACGGUAGCUGCUCCGCUGCUCUCCACUCCACAGCCACAAGACUGGAGCCGAGCAGAGCAGAGCAGGGCAGGGCAGGACAGGACAGGACAGGGGGGACAGACAGACAGAUAAACAGACAGAGACAGACUGCUGCAGGACGGACUCUGUGCGGUGUGAUGUGCAGUAAAUGGGAUUAAAACGCUCAGACGGCGCUUGAACCACGAGCAGCAGCAGCAGUAGUAGUAAAGGGGGGGAGCUCCGCAUGCGUUCGCCCGUGUGGAGAACUUGCUCCGACCUGCAAACAAACCAACCCAAAGACGAGCAAAACUAACGACAGCCGCCAAACAAACCCGGGUUCAGGGUUCAACCGCCGGACUCGGCAGCAGCAGCAAACCCCAAAACUCCCCUCUCACAUGCCUGCGUUGAUGUGGGAGAGAGGGAGGGGAGCGGAGCCGGUGGACGUUUGAAUCUUCUCUCUCUAAACUUGCAGAAAAUACUACAAGAGAAAUAAAAAAAAAAAGAGUUUGUGCCCGUAAGGGGAGGGAGUUAAAGGAAAGAUGUCGGACGUGAUGGAGAGCCCGGCGGGCGACCUGCAGAGCUGCGAGGACGUGCGGAAGAGCGGCUACCUCCGCAAGCAGAAGUCCAUGCACCGGCGGUACUUCGUGCUCCGCGCCGCCUCGGAGCGCGGCCCGGCCCGCCUGGAGUACUACGAGAGCGAGAAGAAAUUCCGCGGCAAGGCCCCCAUCCCGAAGAAAGCGGUGGCGCUCGAGACGUGCUUCAACAUCAACAAGCGGGCCGACGCCAAGAACAAGCACAUGAUCGUGCUGUACACGCGGGCCGAGAGCUUCGCCGUGGCCGCGGAGAGCGAGGCGGACCAGGACGAGUGGUACCAGGCCAUGGUGGAGCUGCAGUGCAAAAGUAAGAACCUCGCUGAUAGCGUGGAAGGGGGGGACUACGGAGUGCCGAAUCCCGGGCCUGCGUUCAAAGAGGUGUGGCAGGUGAAGGUGUGGCCGAAGGGCCUGGGUCAAGCCAAGAACUUGGUGGGCAUCUAUCGCCUUUGCCUGACCGACAAGACGGUCAACUUCGUCAAGCUCAACUCUGACGCUGCUGCCGUGGUGCUGCAGCUGAUGAACGUCCGGCGCUGUGGCCAUUCGGAAAACUUCUUCUUCGUCGAGGUGGGGCGCUCUGCCGUGACAGGCCCGGGCGAGUUCUGGAUGCAGGUGGAUGAUUCUGUGGUGGCCCAGAACAUGCAUGAAACCUUGCUGGAAGCCAUGAAGGCACUGAGCGAGGAGUUUCGCCAACGCAGCAAGUCUCAGUCGAACUCCGGCCCUGGAGGAGGUGCUACUGCUUCUAACCCCAUCAGUGUUCCCUCACGCCGCCACCACCCAAACCCUCCGCCCAGCCAGGUGGGCUUCACUCGCCGGCCCCGAACAGAGCCUCCAGGAGGAGCUAACAGUGGAGCAGUGGUCAGCAGUGCCAACGCUUCUCCCACCCCACGGCAUAGCUUCCCGAGGUCUCGCACUGCAAGUGACGGGGGGAAAGGUGAGGAUGGGAUAGGAGGGACCACGCCACUCCAAGGGACUUGCUCCAGCCCCUCCACCAAUGGCUUGUGCUCCACCACCCCAAUCCUUAGGUCAAAAUCAGCCCGUUCAGCCCCCACCACAGCUCCUAAAACUCCUCUUGGGUUGAUGCGUUCCAUCUCCACCCCGGUGCCGUCCCCAGCCCCAAGCCUCUCUGGGCAUGGCUCUGAGUUUGGAGUCGUGACAUCUGCAGGUGCUGGUCCAGGGUCUGGUGCCUACAGUCGCGUCCCCUCCAGUCGCGCCUCUGUCUCAGGCUCACCCAGUGACUAUGGCUCCUCAGACGAGUAUGGCUCGAGUCCUGUGGAUCCCACUCUUCUCCCCUCCCCGAGCCUCCCCGGAAGCUCUGUUGGUAGCGCUGGCAGCCAGUCCCUUGGCGAGGAGGGAGCCAACUAUAUCCUAAUGGGCCAACGAAGUGGUGGUGGUGGUGGUAGCAACAGCAACCAAGGGGGCUUGACAUCCAGUUCCCUGCCAGCACCAGUAACACCAGCCUGUGGCUCCCAGCCACAGACCAGAAGAGUUCUACGCCGCUCCUCCAGUCGCGAAUGUGAAGCUGAACAUAGGCUGCUGAGCAAGCGGGCUUCAUUACCUCCUAUGGCCCUGGAGAGGCUGGCCCCACGUCAGCGCAGAGCUGAGGAGCCAGCAGAUGAAGAUUCAGCCGAUUAUGCCAUCAUGUCCAGGAGCACCAGCCGCGAGUCUUUUGCUUCCACCUCCUCUACCCCACAGAGGGAAUCUGUCAUGGGUGCUGGGUCAGCAGGGGGAGGGGGAGGGUACUUGGACGUGGCAGGUGAGUUUAAAAGUGAAGUGGGUGGAGUAGCCAGUAGUAGUGUAGAAAUAGGUGUGGACAAUGGCUACAUGUCCAUGCUGCCUGGCGCCAGUCAGCCUCCAGCAUCCCUGUCCCAGUUGUUGGCUGUCUCUGUCCCAGACUCCGAUUCCAAACCUGCUGACGAUUACAUGGCCAUGACCCCUAACAACAGCGUGUCCCCACCACAGCAGAUCCGGCCUCCACCAGCUUCUGAUGGCUACAUGAUAAUGUCCCCCAAUAGCAGCUGCUCCCCUGACCAGCGUGGGGGUCUCUCUGGAGGAGCUUGGCUGGGCAGUGGUAGUGCAGACAGCAGGGCAGGCAGUGACUAUAUGAACAUGUCUCCAAUCAGUGCACGUUCGGUAAAUGGCAGCCCCCCACCACCUGAACACACCAGUCAUUUGGAGACCGGUUCUCAACAGCAACCCCCCAAGAUGGUUUAUUCUUACUAUUCUCUUCCCCGCUCAUACAAACAUAACCCCUCUGCUGGACAUUUUGACGAUGGGCCCGGGCGAGGCAGGAGGACCAAUGGGAGUUUUACUAGAGGAAUGGGUGGAGGUAGGACUGUGGGAGGGCGUCAGGAGCCAACACCAGCAGGCAAUUCAGCGGUUGGACGCCACCUGUCACUCUCCUCUUCCUCAUACUCCUCCAGCUCAGCCAGCAGCGAGAGCCUCGGGGAGAGCGAGGACCGGGCUACCCAGGCAGUGAGCCCCAUGGCUGGGGGAACUCAGUCCAAAGAUGGGAGUAAGCUCCAGCAGAGACGGGGCUCUGGUGGAUUGUCCAAGCAGGGUAGCCAUGGUAGGAACAGACCAGUGAGCCUGUUUGUUGACGUAUCCAAGGCUAACACCCUCCCUAGGGUCCGUGAGAACCCCCUGCCCCCAGAACCUAAGAGCCCUGGGGAGUAUGUAAGCAUUGAGUUUAAGGGGGAGAAGAGCGGCCAGAAUGGGGUUGGAGGAGGGCGCGGCCGGGGUCUCAGACAUGGCUUAUCACUGCCUCAUAGCUCAAGCAGCAAGCAUCAUCAACACAGGCCAACUUCUUGCUUAGGGAACUUUAUCCCCCUUUCCCGUAGCCCCUCUGCCCCUAUUACCCCCCCAGCUGCCUGUGAGUACGUCAACAUGGACUUGGGCCCUUCUCCGUCCCCCUCACCCCUCUCCCUUACUCCUCUAGUUUUCCCCUCCUUCCACACCCCUCCCACGCCACCAACUCUUGCCCAUCCUCCCAAAUCAUGUGAUGAGGGUACUUCUGGUCCUCGUGAAGAGGGGGCCAAAGUGGCCGAAGCCCCACUUAGGAAAAGCCGAGAAAGUGUCCCUUCAGUGUCUGAGUCUGAGUCCCCAACAUCCUGUGGAGACUACACAGACAUGGUCUUCAGCUUGAAUAGCAACACCAUCCCCAGGUCAUCAUCCAGUGUCUCCCCCAAAGCCCCUUCCCCCACCAGGACUGAUCUCCCUGUUCCAGUGCUAUCACGGGGUUUAGACUUCCCCCUGGCCAAACCCGGGCCCAACCCAGACCACGGGGCUAAAGUUAUCCGGGCCGACCCCCAAGGACGCAGGCGGCACUGCUCAGAAACCUUCCUUGCCUUGCCUUCCCUCCCCACCUCUACCUCUACUUCCUCUGCCUCCACUGCCUCCCUCUUUCCAGAACACCCCCAAGCUGUGGCCCGCCGGCUGGGCUUUGAAAGCAUGCUGUGGGGGAAUGGUGCUGUGACUGACAACCCCACUCAGUUCGCCCUCCCUGGACAGCAGUCCCUUCCCACAAACUCUCAGACUUCGUCCACAGAGCAAGGCCUUAACUACAUAGACUUGGACUUGGCCAACAAAGAGGGCCCCCAUUUGGGCCUGGAUGGACCCUCGGGAAGCCAGGCCCCCUCUCGCCUCUUUUCUGUACUGGGUGGAGGUUCUGGGGUCGUGGGCGCGGCAGUCGGCAGCAGCUCAACACUCAACACUUACGCCAGCAUCGACUUCUACAAAUCAGAGGAGCUGCGGACGCAUCAGAAUGGAAACAAGGAGGGAACAGGUAAGAGUUGCCAUUGUUCUUUUAAAGCACAUUUGUUAGACUCUGUUCAGCUCUGUGACAUUAUUCAGAUAGAAAAGAAGAAUACGCUUCCUCCCUUAUGCUUGUAAUCAAACUUUACCUGGCGCCAGGUAGACACAAGUUUAAUUUGUAUGACUGUCUGCUUAAUCCACAAUAUGAGAUAUAGGUCGUCUGCUCGGACAAUUCAUAAGUAGAUUUCUUCUUAAGGCAUAUGCACACUUUUUACCUUAUGUGAUUAUGUAAGGUGCUGAAGGCCAGACAACCUAUUGGAAUAACAAUGAAUAUAGAUUUUUUUGGAAAUGACUAUUGAUCCCUUCGAGGCUUCCUAUUGAUGUUCGGGGGCAGAUUCAGGAGACGUUUGCCAAGCGGCAGAAUCCUUCUGCUCCAGAAGAGCCGUUACUUUCCAAGUAGAAGAGCUUUUUGCGAACAGCUCACCGCACAAAGAGCAAAGGAAACCGUUUUUUGCAUACCAUUGAAGCGUUCUUCAAGUUAAAUAAAGUUGAACUCUGGCCCGGUUUUCCGUUGACCUGAUAACCUCCAACGGGACACGAGUAGAGGAAACCAGUGGAGGAGAAAAAAAGAUUGUUCCUAAAUAUUUAGAUUUCCCAGAACCCCACAUCUUUGACAUUAUGAUGCUGUAUUGAAGAAUAGUAUGCAAGCAUUGAAGUGGGGUAGCCAGGCUUCUAGAUGUGGCAAUAAGAAAGUAGUUUUCUAUGAUUUGAACAUCGCUUAAUCCGAGCAGACGGCUGUGAUUGUUCAGUUUUAACCACCUACAGGGCUUUCUUUUUCUGUGGUCGCAUAUUAGAAAGCAUCCACAGAAAUCUACUUUAUUGUCAAGAAAGGGAGGUCAAUGAGGCCAGAUGAUGAAAUUUUAUUGUAUGUAAUUUUUUCCCCCUACUAUGUGGGGUAAUGCUCUAGUGGUGGGGUUCCACCGCAGCUAAACAAUGCCUCAACUAGGUCACCAUGAGACGUUUCCUCAUAGAACAACAUUCUCUUUGAGCCACUGUCUGCACUAAAUUGCCCCGUUAAGAAAUAGACGCCUGCAGAUGGAGAGGCAUUUAAAUGGAGAUGUGGAUUUAUAUGCAUCAGUAAAACACUCAGUAGUCUUACUUAGCCUUCCCACAGUGGGGCUCUUGUGAUGAAUGCGUCCUGCCAAGCCUUGUUGUUUAUGUAGCCCUGCUAGCUUCCACUUGAUUUGUACCGAAGGUUGUGUCAGACUUAAAACCCUCACGGGGUUCUGCGGUGAACAUUUCAUAGGCCCGGCUCAGAGUUGGAUUUAAUAAAGAACUUGAGGCAUUAGCAAAAAUUCAUCGAGGGAUCUUGUGGUGAGAGCAGUGCGGCUGGGUUUUUUUUAUAUUCCACACAAGGAAAUUAACCAUCAGUCGGCAUCCAUACGUACCCGUUUUUGGUUUUAUUGGGAAGUGGAGGCCGCGUUGGUGGAUGCAGACAGUGUUGUUGUGUGUAUUUUAAAUAUAUAAGCCAGCAGGCGACCACAGUGGGGCCAUAUGGGCUCUGGCUGCUGAGUAUGUCAGCGGGGCAGCGUGGGGGGACAGUGUUGCACAUUGGCUGUGAAUGUUGAGAUGGGGCCAGUGUUUCACUCACACAGCUCUCAAAUGCCUCUGUACAGUGCGCCCCCCCCUCCUUUCAUCCCUCCAUUCUGCCUCCCCCUCUUUCCUCCUCCAAUAAAUGAUUCUUUUGUUCGAGUGUUUUUGCCGCAGUUGGCUGGCAGGCCUCAAGCCCCAAGACUAGUGGGCUCUCCUGAAAGAGUUUCCCCCUGCAGUCCGCAAUUUGUGGCCUUUUCUGUCUUGCUUUCUUGAUUCCUUUCUCGCCCGACUCUUCUCUGUAUUUCUGUCUUUGUUCUUCUGUUUGACUCCUUUUACCUCGCACUUCUUCUUUGUACUACAAUCUGCGUCCUCUCCCGACAUGCAGUCUUGACAGAUUUUUGAAAUUCCUUCCCUCCCUGUUCAACAUUUUCCACCAAAAAACGCCUUUUCGUCCUCCUUUCCUUUUCACAUUGUGUUUCACUCCGUCCUUUUAAACGCUUGCAGAGACGCUUAAAAAUAGAUGUUUAGUGUCGCGCUGAGACGUUUUCCUUUUGCAACCAGAGAAAGAGACGGACGACAACAAAAAGCAAAAAUGCAGAGAGGGUACACGGCGACCCAUCUAUUCGUUAUACUCCAAACUAAAUACAGUUUAGAAACGAUUAAUUAUCUUGUCUGCAUGGAUUCUCUGUGCUGUAAUUACAACAGGACAGCUCGUAGAGAAAAAGAGUGCACGUCUUAGGUCUGCAUACUUUAGGCACAGAGGGCCAAAGGCUACAUUUGAACAUCAGUAGUGGGACAUGUGCCAAAGACAAUCCUAUUUAACACCGGUUAUGUAAUGUGCAAAAAUAACCUCACAUGAUUUAGAUAAUGAGGAAAAGCAGCGUGAUCUAUUUCUCUCUAAAUUACAUAUUUAACAAAAUCUAAAUAAAUGCAACAAAUGUGACGUGCGUGUGGGCUUUGUUGCCCUGCGGCUAAUACUUUGAGCCUUUGUGUAGAAAAAUGUAAGCGACUGUGUUUGUGUGUCUGCUUUUUAUUGAAGCUCAGCCAACGUGUGGGUUUUUCACUUAGCUGCGUGUAGGUGUUUCCCUCCUAAUGUGUGCCGUCCUGACCUUGCGCAGAACGGAGCGAAACAUCAGUUCAUGAAGUGGAAAGGAUUUUUCGGGACAAAAUGUUAAUUGGAUUAAAUCCGCCACCACUCCCACGAACUCCUCCAGAGAAAAAAAAAAAAAAGGAAGAGUGUAUUAUCCACGCUCCCAGCUGUCCUUGAACUCUAUUUCUUUACCAUCUGGAGGAGGAUGUGUGUGCCAGCUUCAAAAUAACCUGUAGCUCUUUUAAAACUCCUUCCACGCCACGGGACACACUACGUCGAGGAAGGAGCGUCUAAUGGGGAGAGCCAUGAAUAUUUAUUGUGUCAAAUUUUGCCUCGAUCCAUCUGGAAACAUUGUUGUUGUUCACAGAAGUGAGGCUGUUUGCAUUUGUUUACUGUUGGCUAAUUGGAGAAAGUCAUGCGUAACUGACCAAGUGCAUCAGUAUCUACAGUGUGCAUCGGUUUUAAUAACUAAGAUCAAGAUGCUACACAAAUUGUUAAUUAGUUAGGCCAUAUGAAUCAAAUCUUCUAUCACGGUGUAUAUUCUAUAUACACAUAGUGGUUUGUGUUUAGAUGUGAAUAAUUCAUUUAAGAAGCUGGUCGAAGAUAAAGUAAACAGAUGAAAAAAAACUGUAUAGUAAUUAAAAAAUACUAGAAAAUAUAUCAGUUGAUAAUAUUACAAUUACAAACCCCUAUCAAAAUAUGUAUGUAUAUAUAAAAAAUACAAGAACUCUCCAAAAUAACAACUGAACUAGAACUUUAACACCACAGAAAUAAAUCCAUACCGACGUUGACCCUCCCAGCAACAUGUGCUUUUAUUGGCCUGGUUGGCAGCUGGUUGCUACCUCCUCCAUGUCCCGGGUCACGUGUGCCAGGAAGAGGUAAACAUACUUAAAGUCAGUCGGUGGAGCGACGUGGAACUCGCACACAGCCAAGUCCUUUCAGCAACCAAGUCCUGUCCACCAUAGACAUUAGAAGUGACGUGUAAUCUCCCAAUCAGCCCGUCUGUCUGUCUGAGAGAGAGCUAAGGAUAAGUCAGGUUUAUUACGACCGGGUCUUAGUAUCACUUUGGCAGUAACGUUGUACUCAACUAAAGUAAUUAUCAACAGGAAAAGAAGCAGUCGGACGAUCCGACCAGUUGUAAAGAAGCCAACUUGCCUUUUUAACAUUUAUUUAUAUAUUUAUUUAUAUAUA
Molecule: messenger RNA, 8231 nt
Organism: Anarrhichthys ocellatus (wolf-eel)
Lineage: Eukaryota; Metazoa; Chordata; Actinopteri; Perciformes; Anarhichadidae
Product: insulin receptor substrate 1-B
Exons: 3
Coding region: 554-4495 (1313 amino acids)
Biological process (GO): insulin receptor signaling pathway
Cellular component (GO): plasma membrane; cytosol
Molecular function (GO): phosphatidylinositol 3-kinase binding; insulin receptor binding
Source: RefSeq, a predicted model, not a curated record